CAACUCCCAGAAUUCCCAGCUAUCGUUGAUGACGCAGUCAAAAGUGGACCAACACGGUCCCUCACACCGAGUAACUGCCUGACUUUAUAUUAUUAUUACGUAUAUUGUUUACUUGAAAACAUUUAUCCACUAGUGGAAAGCAAAAGUGGUUAUGGCUGCUCCGCUGAAAGUAUGUAUUGUUGGUUCAGGAAACUGGGGCUCUGCAAUUGCAAGAAUUAUUGGAACCAAUGCACAGAAACUCCAGCACUUUGCCACCGCAGUCAAGAUGUGGGUUUAUGAAGAAAUGGUCAACGACAAAAAGCUCUCUGAGAUCAUCAACACAGAACACGAGAAUGUCAAGUACCUCCCAGGCUACAAACUCCCAAAGAAUGUGGUUGCAGUGCCACAGCUUCGGGAUGCCGCAGAGGGUGCCGACCUCCUGGUUUUCGUGGUCCCUCACCAGUUCAUCCGGAAACUGUGCGAUGAGAUGGUGGGAUGUGUUUCGGAGAAGGCUCGUGGAAUUACAUUAAUCAAAGGCAUUGAUGAAGGACCAGAAGGAUUGAAGCUCAUCUCUGAUAUCAUUCGGGAAAAAAUGGGCAUUGAUAUCAGCGUCCUAAUGGGGGCCAACAUUGCCAAUGAAGUGGCGGCCGAGAAGUUCUGCGAGAGCACCAUUGGCAGCAAGGUGUUGGAGAACGGCCUCUUGUUUAAAGAGCUCCUGCAGACACCUAACUUCAGAAUCACUGUGGUGGAUGAUGCUGACACAGUAGAGCUCUGUGGAGCCCUUAAGAACAUUGUUGCAGUGGGCGCAGGCUUCUGUGAUGGUCUGCAGUGUGGAGACAACACCAAAGCAGCUGUCAUUCGGCUGGGAUUGAUGGAGAUGAUCGCCUUCGCCAAACUCUUCAGCAAAGACGAUUCUGUAUCUUCCGCCACAUUCCUCGAGAGCUGUGGCGUGGCUGACCUCAUCACCACCUGCUACGGAGGACGAAACCGGCGCGUGGCAGAGGCUUUUGCCAAGACAGGGAAGAGCAUCGAGGAACUGGAGAAGGAGAUGUUAAAUGGACAAAAGCUUCAGGGACCAUUGACUUCUGCUGAGGUCUAUCAUAUCCUCAAACAGAAGGACCUAGUGGAUAAGUUCCCCCUGUUCACGGCUGUUUAUCAGAUCUGUUUCGAGGGCAAGCCAGUUCAGGACAUGAUCACCUGCCUGCAGAGCCAUCCAGAGCACCUGUGAGAGUACCACAUUGUCCCCCUUCUCCACCAUCAUCCCCUAUGGUCUGUUAGGUUGACCUACCUCUAACAUUUCUCAUUUUCUGUUUACUUUAUAUACUUAUACAAUGUUAUUUCUUAAGCUUCUUUUUUGUCCCAGGUCCAGUUCUACACUAAUGGCUAGGCUUGAACUCAGGGGUUUGUUUCUGACCUUGCAAGUUUUGUUGUUAUCAAACAUGACAAUGAACUCCAAGAGAUUUUUCAGAAAAGCCAUUUGUUGUUAUCUACUCUGUGUGAACAGUUAUGGAGUUUUUAACUAUUUUCUCUCUGUCUGACUGCCCUCUUGUGGAUGGUCCACAAUAUCACCUCACUGACAGAUGAGAUGAAAUGCCUCUUUAUAAAUUACUAUAGAGAUCUCUUCAUAGAGGCUCACUACACGUCCAUAUUGAGAGCAACACGACACGACUAGAAUGCCUCUGUUACAGUCUUUAAUAUCCUGUAGAACCAGCAUGAUACCAGUUUUUUGAUACUUUCACAUAUUUGUUCGACACAGGCAUAAGCUAGGUUUAAAACUAAGUAUGCAAUUCAAAUUGCUUAGUUUCUGAUUAAUAAAUAAUGAAACCGCCAUUUACACUGAACAUUUUGGCACACGUUAGAUGAAGUAAAACUAGAUUUCUGUGAAGAUGCCUUUUAACUCCUCACAGGUCAGUGAAUACUUGAAUGGACUCGCUAUGGGUUUGAGGUUGUUUUUGUUUUGAGGGGAGAUUUUGUUUUGUUUUAAAGGACAAUAUAUUCUAUAAAGGGGGCUCAAAUCUGCUAUCUCAAUUUCCCAGCAACCCCCUUUUAAGACUAAGUGCUUUCAAGACAGUGGGAACAUGAAAACUUGUUAUAGAAUGACAUAGUUGACUACGUCUUAUCACACAUUAAAAACAAUACAAUGUUACAUAUCUAAGCUUCAACAGUGCAUUGAAAUCCUCUUAGAAACCCCCAUUUAUUGAUAACCUAUGUAGUAACUGUUUUAGCAUCCUGAAAAGCUGAUCAACUACCACAUCUACGGUUCCUGUUUUAAUAAUUCACAUUUCUAUGAAGAUUGGCAUUAAAAUACUAAUGUAAUCUUUAGUUGUACUAAGCAAAGAACGAAGGAAUGAUUUAGUAAGAUCUGUAGUGUUCACAUGAGGGAGAGUGUUACGGGAGCAGCUAGUGUUUGGAUCCAUAAUGGCCUUCUUUUUUAGCACUAUACUGUGCU
Messenger RNA from Sinocyclocheilus grahami, 2428 nucleotides. RefSeq names its product glycerol-3-phosphate dehydrogenase 1-like protein. The record is from RefSeq and is a predicted model, not a curated record. Gene Ontology annotation, biological process: glycerol-3-phosphate catabolic process; carbohydrate metabolic process. Bases 152 to 1207 code for a protein of 351 amino acids. The transcript is spliced from 8 exons. NCBI's taxonomy places the organism in Eukaryota, Metazoa, Chordata, Actinopteri, Cypriniformes, Cyprinidae. Gene Ontology annotation, molecular function: protein homodimerization activity; oxidoreductase activity, acting on the CH-OH group of donors, NAD or NADP as acceptor; NAD binding. Gene Ontology annotation, cellular component: cytosol.